Patiria miniata (bat star) is the source of this 5056-nucleotide messenger RNA. RefSeq lists its product as uncharacterized. Lineage: Eukaryota; Metazoa; Echinodermata; Asteroidea; Valvatida; Asterinidae. The record is from RefSeq and is a predicted model, not a curated record. The coding region runs from base 986 to 5056 and encodes 1356 amino acids. The transcript has 3 exons.
GUCGCCGAUAAGUUUUCUUCACCACCGCUCAGUUUUGUAUGAUUAGCAUAGAAUGUCAGGUCAUAUUUCUUUAUUCUCUUAUAUAUAUUAUUAUUCAUCAACUAGCUUACGUAGAAUUUUAAGGUCAUAGGGCGUUUGUCAGCCAAUAGUAUGUGUCAGAAAUCCUCACGUGUGCUCGCUCUAUAUUUAGUCUGGAUAAUUCCGGUUUCGCGCCAGUCUUCGUCAGGCCACCGAAAGCUGCGAAGACUGUAAGUUUUCGUCCUCAUUUUUGUGCUUUAUUUAUAAUUAUUUGGGGGAUUUUACAUUUGUUAUAUAGUACCAUAUUUUGUGUGUGCCUGUACAUUGUGUAUUUACCUGUGUAUUCUGGCUUAUUUGACUUUAUAUCGGUGUAUUUGUUUGCAAACGUAUUGUUCACGUAGGCACAAAAAAUGUACAUGUGCGCGUGCUUGCACGCGUGUUUUGGUUUACCAGUUACGAUAUUGAUGGUAAAUAAUGUAAUUCAGCGCUGUUAUCUGUCAACUUAUGCUUGUAUUUACAGCACCAGAAUGCCGCUGUGAACCCAGAAAACUCCUGUGAACCCAGAAAACCCCUGUGAACCUGCAUAGAUAUCUGAUACCCAUCCAUUGUGUGUAGCGACGGGUGUUAGCCCCGCAUACGAUUUUUUCACCUGCCUAUUUUACGGGCUGAGUAAUAAAACGAAGGGGAAAACAUCCUGGUGUCACCUCGUCAAUUUUCUUCGGUGUCACUCAUACACACGGUGACAGUGAAAAAAUCGUACAUCCCAGUCAGAACUACUGUCGUCCCAGCAUCACAUCGGUUUAUCCUCGUCGUCGUCGUCGUCGCCUCUGGACUUGGGUUGGUCAUCGCUUCUCUUUUCUACCGGACAUCGCAGCACAUCGUAGUCUACACUGCUCAGCCUACCACCGUCGUCGAGACCUUGUCCUGCCGUUCUCACCCUACAGGAAGCUGAGGAGACCCUUGCAUCAUGUCGACGUUGGCAGAGCUCAAGACAGCCAGGACUUCUGCUAAGAGAGCCGUGACCAAGCAAGUCAAUAAGAUAAGACAGUGUAUAGCCGAAGACAACUUAAGUGACAUUGAUGAUAAUGUUGUAAAACUUAAAGAUCUGUUUAAGGAAUUUACGGCUGUCCAUGAUGAGUAUCAUGCAAUGCUUAUUGAUGAUGAUGACGUUGACGCUAGCGAAACAUACUUUUACAAGGAACAGGACGUAUACAUAUCCGUCCUUCACUCGACUAAGGAUGUAAAGAUUGGAGUUGAUCAUGAUAAUGAUUCAAGUACGCCCAAGUCAGGUACAUGUGGGGAUUUAUCUCGUGAAAAAUUCUUGGGUUUGUUGAAUUUGCCUAAGGUUGAGUUGCAAGUAUUUGAUGGCAAUCCUCUGCAUUAUCAUCAAUUCCUCAGAGCAUUUGAAGUCAAUGUUGAUAAAGUAUGCGAUGACAGUGACCUCAAAUUAGCUAGGCUCAUGCAAUACACAUCUGGUUCUGCUAAAGAAGCUAUAAGAGGUUGUCAGUUGAUUGGAGGACCCAGCGGUUACUCCCAGGCACGUUCUAUCUUAGAUAGUCGUUUCGGAAACGAACACCUUGUCACAGAACGUCUGAUUAAGGAGCUGAAAGUUGGUAAGCAACUAAGAUCCCCACAGGAAAUCCAACAGCUAGCGGAUGACAUGAAAUGUACCUUACUCACACUUACCCAGUUAGGUACUCUGGAUGAGGUUAAGUCACAAUCAUUCAUCCUUGAUGUGGUGAGCAGAUUGCCAAAUUAUGUUCAGUUGAGGUGGAAGAAAUCUGCCUUGAAGUCCAAGAAAGACAGUCAAUCCUACCCGGAGUUCAAAGACCUUGUAGAUUUCGUGGGCAAGAUCGCCAAUGAGGUUAACGAUCCUGUGUAUGGUAGCAUGCAUCCCAAGCGCUUUGAUAGACACAAGAGUACCAGUCAGGGUGUCUCACUAAAUUCUUGUGUGUCAACUCAGUCUCAGUCGGGGUCUAGUUCAAAGUCAGGUUCACCCAAGAAUGUCAAGUCAUAUGCUAAACCUGAACCACCAUGUGUGUUAUGUACCCGACCUCAUCGCUUGUGGCAUUGUGAUAAGUUCAAGCAAAUGAUUCCUAGGGAGAGAUUGAAUAUUGUUACUGUACACAAGCUUUGUCAUAAUUGUCUCCUUGCCUCUCACACUACAGAUAAUUGUGGUAAACGUUCAGUUUGUGGCGUAAAGGGUUGCGGCAGAAAACACACAAUGUACAUUCAUUGCCCUGAUAUCGCUCCACCUGAAACAAAGGUGUCUAAUGUAAGUUACCACGAAGAUAAGGAGACCCACAUGCCGAUAGUACAAGUUACUGUUAACAGUUCACGCAAGGUCCUAGCCUUGUUGGAUAGUGGGUCGAGUAAUUCAUUUUGCUCCAAGGGUUUGGUACACAGUUUGGGUUUGCAGGGAAGACCUUUAGAAUUCCAGCUCAGUACAUUAAACAAGUCGGGUGUUCACCAAUCCAAAAUUGUUGAUCUAUCGAUUGGGUCGGAAAGCGGAGAGACUAUGCAAAUGAAUGGUGUUUGUGUUGUUGAUAGCAUACCUGUGAAGAGUACACCUGUAGAUGUUUCUCUGUAUGCUCAUUUUGACGGUGUCGGUCUGAUACCCGCUUACGAUCAUGAUAACAUGCUUGUUGAUUUGCUUAUCGGUCAGGAUAACGCAGAAGCUCUUGUGCCACUGGAGGUCAGACGUGGAAGGUCUGGACAACCAUUUGCAGUUCGUACCUUGUUUGGAUGGUGCGUGAAUGGGCAGUCACCGGUCAGCAGAGUCAGUCGUAAGGUAGUCUCAAAUUUUGUGUCUUGUCUACCUGCCGAGGAUGUCUCCAAGCUGUGGAAGAUUGAAAAUGAGGGUUUAGAGUGUUCUUCAUGGUCGCAGGAAGAUAAGUCUGUGAUAAAGCUGUGGGACCAGGAACAUCGGAAGAUUGAUGGGCACUACGAACUUCCCAUACCCUGGAGAGACAGAGCAGAGUCCUUACCGAACAACUUCGUCGUGGCCAAGUCCAGACUGGAUUCUCUAGACAAGCGGCUGGUUGCGGGUGGUCUUUAUCCGAAGUACAGUGCAGAGAUCGACAAGCUACUGUGUAAGGGUUAUGCCGAGAGGAUUCCCCCAGAUGAGAUGACGGGUGAGAGGAUUUGGUAUCUUCCACACCAUGCAGUGAUAACCGACAAGAAGCCUGACAAGCUCAGAGUUGUUUACGAUUGUGCUAGCAAAUUCAGGGGAAAGUCACUCAACGACCGUUGUCUGCAGGGUCCUGAUCUUGUCAACAAGCUAUUGCCGGUUUUGUUACGCUUCAGACAACACAGCAUAGCUAUUCAGGCAGACAUCGAAGCCAUGUACAACCAGGUGAAGAUACCACCCCAAGACAGAGAUGCACUUAGGUUUUUGUGGUACAGAGAUGGUCACUUGGAAUACUACAGAAUGACUUCCCACUUGUUUGGGGGUGUUUGGUGCGCUUCAAGUUCGACCUACGCCCUCAGUCGCACGGUCAUUGAUACUCCAGAUGUUAGUCCCUUGGUCAGAUAUACAGUGGACAAGUCAUUUUAUGUUGAUGACUGUCUUAGUUCGGUGGCUUCGAAGAAUGAUGCAGAGACUGUUAUCAGGGAAACUCCGAGGGUCCUGAGUAAUGGCGGAUUCAGUUUGAAGAAGUUUGUCGUCAAUGAUGAAGAAUUGUUGAGUGAAGUGUCUGAAGAUUGCGUUGCCGAGGGAGUUCGUACAUUGGGUCCUGUGUGUGAGAGUCGAGCUCUGGGUAUAAAGUGGAAGAUUUCCACAGAUGAGUUCUUCUUUGAAGUCGGCUGUGACAAACAGAGUCCUAUCACCAGAAAGAAGAUGUUGAGUGCCGUGGCAUCCAUAUUCGACCCUCUCGGUCUACUAGGUCCUGUAGUGCUUACCGGUAAACUCCUGUUCCAGAAAGCUACAGCCGACAAAUUGUCUUGGGAUGAAACAGUUCCAGCACAGCUUGAAAAUGCCUGGUAUGCCUGGGUCCGGUCAUGCCAUGCCAUGAAGCAGUUGAACAUACCCCGGUGUGUCAAACCACGUGAAUUUGAUGAUGCUUGGAUUGAACUUCAUCAUUUUUCGGAUGCUAGUUCCAGGGCGUAUGGCUGCUGCAGUUAUAUCAGAUGUGUCAACAAAUAUGGGGGGGUUCAUGUUCAGCUGCUUCUCAGUAAAAGCAGAGUUGCCCCUUUGAAGAUGUGCACCAUACUGCGCUUGGAAUUGCAGGCUGCAGUCGUGGCUGCUAAGGUAGACGCGUUGUUGAGACACGAGUUGGAUCUUGACAUCACCAGUUCAUAUUUCUGGACUGAUUCAGAGAUUGUCCUUAAAUACAUCAAUAAUGACAGCAGGAGGUUUCAUGUGUUUGUUGGGAAUAGAGUUAGCCUCAUCAGAGAGUUGACUAAUCCAGAUCAGUGGCACCAUAUCGACGGCAAGUCUAAUCCAGCUGAUCUUGUGACGAGACCACAGUCGUGCUUGAAGUCAGAUGACAAAUGGUUCCAUGGUCCAGAUAUUCUGCACAAGUAUAAGCACGAUUGGGAUGCAGGUGAGAAGGAACCAGUAGACUUAGACGAUGAUGAUCCGGAGGUCCGUGAAUCUUCGUCAGUCACAGCUUUUGGUGCCGUUGCCACUGAACACCUGGAUGACGCUCCUCGAGUUAGCGUAUGUCAUGCAAACCAGGUUGUAGAGAAUGACCCGCUAGACAAGAUAAUGCAUCACUACUCCUCUUGGUAUAGGAUGAAACGAGCCCUAGCAUGGUGGUUGAGAUUCAUGGAGUUUCUGAAGAAGCGCGAGCCUGCAGGUCAACUAACCGUCAAAGAGAUCCAUCAUGCAGGGGAGAUUCUUGUCCGCAAGGCUCAAUCGCAGUCAUUUGCUUCGGAGAUUGGUAGAUUGGAGAAGGGGACAUUUGUGAAAGCUUCGAGUUCCAUGAGAGUGUUGAAUCCUUACCUAGACGAUCAAGGUUUGCUGAGAAUGAAUGGCCGGGUGAAGGGAGACAAUAAGGUUAAGAACCCACUCAUCAUCUCGGGAAAUCAUAUGUGA